GACCAUCACGUGUUUCCUUGGGACAUUAAUGAACGGUGCACACUGACUUCGCCAAACCACGUAACAAAAAGUCAAAUUUAAGAUUCGCUGCUGUAACAAUUGUAAGAAUAUAUUUGACUCAUCUCUGAUACAUGCGGCUAAUGAGAUAAAACGAUGAACGGUCGUCAAGGAGAACCUCCCCCUCAGCUCCGGGGCGGUAGCUCCACGACACGGCAGGAGGAUCCGCGGCCCCCCCACAUUAAGAACGAGGAGGAGGCUGAUCUCAGCAAGUUUCCACUGACUGUUGUCUCUGUGAAGACUGUAGACCAUGGAGACAAACCACCUGAGUCCUCACAGCUUCAUCACAGUCCAAACGGCAACCGGCUGGUUGGUUGUCAAGAAGACUGUCCCCCUCGGUCGCUGGAGGGAAGCUCCACUUUGAAGCCGGCGGAACCACAGCCCCCCAACCUUAAAGAGGAAGAGGAGGAAGUGUGGAUCACUGGGGAGGGAGAGUGUCUUCUAGGGCAGGAAGAGGCUGAUCUCACCAAGUUUCCACUGACUGUUGUCUCUGUGAAGACUGAAGACCAUGAAGACAAACCACCUGAGUCCUCACAGCUUCAUCACAGUCCAAGUGAGGAGACCAGAGCCGUGGAACCUUCAAGAAGCAGCUCAACUCAACACAUGACAACAGAAGCUGAUGGAGACCACUGUGGAGGAUCACAAGCAGACAAGCUCUUAGCUCCACUAUCAGAUAGUGAGGACACAACGUCACACUCUCCUGAAGAUGCAGACAGGGACGACACCCAAGAACCUUUGAGCAGUGAUGCGGACUCUGAAGGUGACAUGAGGACUCAAACUGACAACAAACACUCUAAACGCGCUAAAAAGAGGACGUGUAGAAAACGUUUGAUCUGCUCAGUUUGUGCUAAAAGAUUUUCCUUUAAAUGUGAGUUAACUCAACACAUGAAAACGCACACAGGAGAGAAACCUUUUAGUUGUUUGGUUUGUGGCGACAAAUUUGCUCAAAGGCCCACGUUGACAAGACACAUGAGAACGCACUCUGGAGAAAAACCUUUCAGUUGUUCCGUCUGCGCCGAUAAAUUUGCUCUGAGGUCGACAUUGACCGCACACAUGCGAACGCACACCGGAGAAAAACCUUUUUCUUGUUCCAUUUGUGGCGAACGAUUCACUCAGAAAGGAACCAUCGCAGCACACAUGAGAACACACACCGGAGCGAAACCUUUCAGCUGCACAGUUUGCGGUAAAAGUUUCUCUCAGAAAGGUUCGAUAGCGUUACACAUGAGAACACACACGGGCGAAAAACCCUUUAUUUGUUCAAUUUGUGGUACAAGAUUCUCUAACAACUCAAACAUGCUAUCACACAUGAGAACACACACGUGCGAAAAACCAUUCCAAUGCUCCGUUUGUGAUAAAAGCUUUUCUAACAAAAGGGAUUUUGCAAGACACAUGAUCACGCACACAGGAGAAAAACCUUUCAGUUGCUCCGUGUGCGGCGAUACUUUUGCUCGCAGGUUCUCGUUAGUGACACACAUGAAAACGCACACCGGGGAGAAACCUUUUAACUGUUCAGCUUGCGGUAGAAGAUUCUCCGAAAAGUCACAUAUGCAGUCGCACAUGAGAACGCACACUGGAGAAAAACCUUUUAAAUGCUCAGUUUGCCGCCGUGAAUUUGCUCACAGGUUCAACAUGGUGAGGCACAUGAAGACACACACUGGGGAAAAACCUUUUAAUUGUUCAGUUUGUGGGAAAAGAUUCUCUGAAAAGUCACACAUGGUGUCACACAUGAGAACACAUACUGAAGAGAAACUAGUUCAUUAGAACUUUCCCACAUUUAUAGUGAUUACAGAUGGUCUUCUGUUCGUUUUAAGAUGUUUUGUGGUUACAGCUGUGCUUUAAAAAACAAUUAAAACUUAAUUUUGUUCAAAAACAGAAGACUGGCUCAAGAGUUGAUUUGUUUGCGUGCUGUAAAUGAAUGCUCUAUGCUCAAUAUUGGCCGCACUUGUCUUGCAUUGCUCAACAGUUGCGACAAAUAUUCAGGACAAAGAUCGUAAUGUAACAUCUUUCCGAAUGUUGUAAGAUGGCGAGCAGGUGGUCGAUCAACAAUUUCUUUAUUGCAUGAACAAAACAACGCUUCAGCGGUCAGGACCCAUGUUAUGUUCACGGAGAGUCGGACGUCGCAGACCUCUUUUCCGUCACACACGUUAAAGAAUCUCCUCCCAUGGGGAAGCGUAAGAACCAUAAGGUGCUUUUAUUAUUGACAUGGAAAAGAAGAGCAGAAUCAACACCUGCCGCUUCCUCCCAAUAAGCCACAGGAAUAUAUAUUUUAUUAUUGUGUUACUGUUUCAUUUCACUAUUAAUUUCAGUAUAAGGUAUGACUUACACAAAAACUUUACAGUCAUAAAACGGAACUGGUAUGUACCUGAGGAACACCUGCGUGCCGGCCAAAGAGUGACCAGGAGAAAAAGGAUUUCUAUGUAAAAUGCGCAUGAAGUAUUUUUGUUCUGUGAUUUUAUUUUUGUAAAU
This is a messenger RNA of Nerophis lumbriciformis (worm pipefish), 2523 nucleotides long. RefSeq lists its product as uncharacterized. Gene Ontology annotation, molecular function: RNA polymerase II cis-regulatory region sequence-specific DNA binding; DNA-binding transcription activator activity, RNA polymerase II-specific. The record is from RefSeq and is a predicted model, not a curated record. Gene Ontology annotation, biological process: regulation of transcription by RNA polymerase II. Lineage: Eukaryota; Metazoa; Chordata; Actinopteri; Syngnathiformes; Syngnathidae. Gene Ontology annotation, cellular component: nucleus.